Molecule: messenger RNA, 546 nt
Organism: Rotaria socialis
Lineage: Eukaryota; Metazoa; Rotifera; Eurotatoria; Philodinida; Philodinidae
Source: the annotation of a GenBank genome assembly
AUGUAUGUAAAAUUUUUGGCCAAUACUCAUCCAUCAAUCAAAUGGGGUCAGAAAAAAGACCACAUUCUAUUAACAAUUGCUGUACAAGACAUUGAAAAACCUGAGAUAAGUAUUGAACCAACGAAACUUCAUUUCAAAGGUCAGCAAACAAAAGGAUUAAAAUAUGAUACAAUACUUGAAUUUUUCGAUGAAAUUGAUCCAAAAACAUCAAAACAUCGUAAAACAAGUCAAAAUCAUUGGGAAUUUAUGCUUAAAAAGAAAAAUCCAAACAAACCAUUUUGGAAACGACUAAUAAAAUCUACAGAAAAAUGUCUAUGGAUAACGGUUGACUGGAAUCACUUCACUGCUGAAGGUGAUGACGAUGAUGCUGAUGAUAUGGGUAGUGCUGGUGGUAAAGAUUGGGGUAAUAUAGAUGCCAUGUUGAAACAAAUGGGUGGUGAUGUUAGUGGCGCUGCUUCAACUGAUUUGAAGGAUGUUGAUCAUAAAGAAAUCGAUAGUGAUGAUGAACCCAUGCCUGAUCUUGAAGAUGUACAAAAAAAUGAAUGA